AUGUGGAGCAGAUUCACAGGCAAAAGUGACAGCAGCUCCUCUGCCUCCGCCAAAGACAGAGACGAGGACGCCCGCCGCCGCCGUCGGCCCAGCGAGUCGACACGAUCGAAGCGCGAGAGGGACUCGGAUGCUCGAUCAGUCGUGUCGUCAACAUCGACGCGCAAGCCAUCUCGUCGCGAUACUGCGCCUUCUUCGAUUGCAUCCUUCGCGACGGCCUUCGACGACGUGCCACGCUCGCAGCCAACCCAUGAAGUUUAUGAUAGCGGAAGGGACGACCGCUAUCCCUCCUCGCCUUCGACAACACGGCGUUCAGACCGUGAUGAGAAGGGUCCAAAGAAGAGCAAAGACAAGGCCAAGAAGAACGAGUGGCGACGGUCGUCGACGCGCUCUGAACGGUCGGGCAGCGCCUCCCAGGCGGGCGGCCACAGAGGCGAUAUUGUAGAGAGCCCAAAGCCCAUUUCCCGGACCUUUAGCGGGCAAAUCGCUAGCGAUGGCUUCUCGCCAUUCCCAGGCCAGUCCGGUGCGCCCAUGAUGUCUGGCGCGUUGCCAAUAGGGAGUCUCGGGAGCCAUGUUGACGAACAGUUCCCUGGCAUGAACCCUACCACUUAUGCCUCUAGCAAGCUACCGGGGCGUAGUUCUUUUGGCGCCGCAGCAGAGUACUAUAACGACAACGGUGCCUCUGUUCAGCAUCAACCAGGCGUCCGACCGCAACCACCCGCUGUCAUCGUCGGCCAGGACACGCCUCAUCUCGUCUCUGCAUCAGCGCAAGCCAACCCAGUGGCAGACACCGGAUCGGGUGCUGCAGCAGACUUUUACGCGAAUAGCAUGAAUAACUCGUCCUUCUCAAAGCCCUCACGGCCCUCACGGCCAUCGAGCUCCAGCAUGCCUGGUGCCUUUAUCGACGACAGCCCAGCACCUCAAAAACCACCUCGGCCCUCAAAGCCUUCAAAGCCUGCCAAGCCUAGCAAAUUCGGUACAGCAUCGACCGUGGCAGGUGGUGCGGCCCUUGGAUACGCCAUGGGCCACAGCUCAUCCAGCUCUACUCAACACUCCAAUGGCUACAGCGCCUCCAAUACCCAAUACUCUCCAUCUUACUCUAAUAUAACACCAAUUACGUCCGCCUCUACGUACUACAACGGAGGCGACCCUAAUGACACGGUGAAUGGCAACGGUAGCUAUCCACCACCUUACUCUGGACCUGAAGACAAUGCUCCUCCUCCCAAACCACCUCGCCCUGGCAAAUCCGAGAAGCAGUCGUCUGGUAGCCACGCUGGACUCUAUGCUGCUGGCGCUGCAGGACUGGCAGCAUAUGGAUUGAACAAACACAACUCACAAUCUAAUACCCAUUCUCAUACUCAUCAACACGCGCAUAAUUACUCUUCGAUGACCACCUCGGGAGCCUUUUCCGGUCAACACUACAAUGGCCUUGGCCCGCCGCCUAGCUCUUUUAUGAAUGGCGGUAUGGCUCAGCGGCACGAGCAUAAAGGCCCCGUGUCAAAAUUCGUCGACUGGUGGAAGGACUACGAAGACGUGCAGAAGAUGGAGGAAUAUACCGAGUAUAUCGGUGUCUGCAAAGGCUGCUUUGAUCCUCGGUCAUCAGUCUUGGAUGCGCCAAGGAAACAUCAUUAUCAUAAGCGACGGUCCAACGAAUACCUGCGCCCCUCUGGCGGUAUCGAGAAGCAGUCUCGUUACUCGUUGAAAGAGAAGAAAUCACACGCCUCCUUCUCUUCGGGAGACGAGAGAAGAAGGAGAAACGGCGGCACAAGCGCUGUGGGAUGGGUGGCCGCUGGGCUUGGAGGUCUUGGCCUAGCAAAGGCAGGCAAAGCAGUCUUCAGCGCUGGGCGGGACGACUUCGAUGAUACUUACAGCAUCAAGUCUGGACGGGAGUCACGGGCGAGUAGCAUUAAGUCUGGACGCGAGUCACGAUCGAGAAUAUCACGCCAACGCAGUCGAUCAUGGGACAGGAAGAGCUAUAGCUACGGCUAUGGCGAUGUUCGUCGCCGAAGUCGCUCGCAGGAUCGCACGUCGCAAAUAUCUGUAGGCGUGACAAAAGACAAGAAAGACUAUAGCGUUGUCAGACGACGCUCCAGAUCACGAUCGCGAUCAAGCUCAGACGCACGGAGUCGCAAAUCAGGGUUGCUUGGAACUACUAUUGGUGUCGGUCUGGCUGGUGCUGCACUUGGAGCCGCAACGAAGAAGCAUCGCAGCCGUUCCAGAUCUCCCAAAAGGGUUCAAUUGCAACACCAUCGCCGUGAUAGCAGCGAGGAUGAGCACCGAAGGAGAAGAUCUCAGCACCUACGACACAAAGUAUCGAAAAGUUCUACAUCUGGAGCGUCUGUCAUUGAGAUUGGACAAGAUACUCAGUCACAAGGCAGCUUCUUUAGUGGAUUCUUCUCUGCCCCGCCGCCAAAGGAGAAGAAAUACAAGUCAACCAUCCAUCAGAAGCAAAGGAAAGGGUUCUUCAACUUUGGCAAUGGUUCUUCUUCAUCUUCAGAUUCUGAGAUGGCGUUUGGGACGGGCUAUGUAAAAAGGCGCCAGCGACCCUUGCCUAAACGCAGAAGCUCGUCGCCGAAAUUGAGGGCACCGUCACUGAAACGCCAAACUUCUGAGGAACGACUGAGGGCUACACUAGCUGGCCUGGGUGCAACUGCUGCGGCAAUUGCAGCAGCUAGGGCCGCGAGAAAUGCAGGCAAGCGCCAUAGCGAUGUUGUUGCAGUCAAGGAGCAUCGUCGCGGACGCAAGAGCAGUAAGCACAGUCGACCUGGUUCCCGCUAUGGUGACGAUGAGUGGGAGGACUUGCCAGAUGAUGAUACCUCUGAAUCUUCAGAUAACGCUGGUCUCGUUUACGGUGAUUAUGACUGGAGGAAGGGCAAGAGUCAGGAAUCUCUUGCGUCAAAUGGCUCUGGUACGAACAAGUGGGGCUGGCGAUGGGGUUUUGGCAAGAAGAAGAGACGAUCUUCUGAGAAUCUCUACGACAACAUCGCCAGCACUUCUCUGAUUGGACCCACUGGGGCCGCAACUGCAGGAACCAUUGCUGGAGGAGCCACUGGAAGUAGUCUUGCCCGUCACGACAGCGAGUCGAGCAGUGUACACACACUGCAGUCGGUAUACCCAGUAGCUCCCCAUCAUCCUGACGCAUUAUUCGAUGCUAGAAGAACCAGCUCGGUUCCGACACCUCAACCACUCGUCACUUCCGGUCCGGGGUCUGUCAGUCUUCAACAACCUCAGCCAAUGCCCCGAGUCCCAGGAGCCAUUUACUCCACCCAGGCUUCCUCUCAGUCAGGCUUCGUAGCUCCAGCUGGGCCCCCGGUUUUCUCUCAAGGUAACUACCAGCAGCCUUAUCCGAGCCAGUCUCAAACCCAAAACAUCACCAUCCAAGCGCCUCCGUACUCUGAGAAGCCCCCUCUUCCUCGUCGUUCAAACUCCUCGCCCAUCCAAACUACUUCCUGGAAACGUGACAUGGCCAUCGCUGGACUUGCUGCUACUGCUGGAGCUGCCGCUAUCGCUGCGGCGAAUAGAGGCAAUGAUCGCGCAGCUAGUGAUGUUAGCAAUGUGAGGUUCAACUUGACCCAGGAACAAGCGGCUAAAGAAGCGCGCGAACGUCGUAGGGAGCAAGAUCGCCGUGACGAAGAAGAAAGCCGUCGUCGUGAACAGCAACGUCGGGAAGACGAGAUCCGACAAGCGGAAGAAGAUCGCCGUCGUGAACAGCAACGUCGGGACGAUGAGGACCGCCUUGCGGAGCAGAAGCGUCGUGACGAAGAGACAAAUCGACAACGGGAAAUGCAACGCCAACAAGAAGAAGCUCGCAAAUACAUGGAGAGUGAACGAUUGGCAAAACUUGAGUUUGAACGACGCAUGAAUGAGCAGCGCCGCCAUCACGAAGAAAUGCAAGCCCGUGAAGCUCGAGAGGCAGAAGAGAGGCAGCGUCAGGACCGUGAGGCACGAGCUGAAGCUCAACGCCAACUCGAUCGCGAUACCGAAGCUGAGCAAUCACGUAAAUCACGUCGCCAAUUCGAGCGGCAAGAGAUGGAACGCAUCGAGUCCGCCAGACGGGAGGCCGAAAUUCAAGAAGACCUGGAGCGCCGAAGAAGAGAGCGUGAAGCACAGGAAUACUCGAGUCGUUACGAGAGUGACCGUGAGCGGCGGAAGAUCGAACCGCAGCCUACAGGAAGCUCAGUCAGCUCGAUUGCGACGGAUGUACGCCGUAAAGAACAAGAGCUCACAAGUCGAGAACGCGAAAUCUUUCAGCCAGACCCCUGGAAGUCUUCCAGCUCCGGAGCUGUGGCAGCUACGGCUGCAGCUGCCAUUGCAAGCGCGGCUAUUUCCUCCUAUGCAAGUAAGGACAAGGACAAGAAGAAGAAGGAACGGCGCGAGGAGCGGAAACGAGACUCUUCUUCGUCUGACAAGAAGAGCGAGUCGAGCAAGGCGAAGAUUGCGGAGCCCAGCAAGACGACGAGUGCUGAACCAAAUAAGGCGAAGACGGCCGAAUCCAGUAAGAGCAAGACGUCUGAGUCUGGCAAGACCAAGGCGGUGGAAUCUAGCAAGACCAAGACUAAGACCACCGAGUCAAGUCGGACAAAGACUAUUGAACCAAGCAAGACGAAGACCGUUGGACCGAGUAAUGUGAAAACCUAUGAACCCAGCCGGAUAGAGCAGGACUACUUCGAUGAAGAGAUUUUCAAUCCGGACAUCUUCAAGAAGAAGGAGACCGUUCGUCAAGUCUACCAGGAUUUGGAGGACAGAUACAACGCUAAGCCAGUAUCCCAAGCUGAGUUCUUUGCACCAAAGGAACUUUUGGAAAACACCAACCUACCCAAGACCCGUCCUGUGGAUCCGAAUGAAGGCAUUACUGAUCUUCACAUUUACCAAGCUCACGAUGACUAUGGACCAACCCCACCCAUGGCACCACCUUACCCACCCUCCUAUGCUUUCACAGCCACUCGGGACGGCCGCCCCUCCUCGCAGCCAACAUGGCCGGUGCCUUCGUUGAAUCUCAUCCAAGCAACACCUCCUGGAAGUCGCGCCCCUUCUGUACGUAGCGUCUCCCUGCCUCCAUCGCCCGCUAUAGAACCGGUCCCUGAGGCGAGAAAUGAGCCAAGACUGGACGAGGCCAACCGCGCAAGAUCAAGAGUUAGUUGGGGCGAGAAUCAAUUCCACCAUUUCGAGGUGCCUACUCCAGAGUCAUUUCGCGAACAGUUCGUCUCGGAAGGCGAGCUCAAGGAUCAAGAUCGGAAAUAUCCGCAGGACAAGGUUGCUGCUCGGCAGGAUGUACCUAAGUCGGAUAAUAACGCUGGAUCUUACGAAGCUUAUCGACCACCACAGUCCGGUGCGUCCACCUCUAGGGAAAGCGCACCGAGUACGCAAUACAUCCGCGACAAAGAUGAUUCGACUUGGGAGAGCGUUGCUGGCGCUGUUUCGAAGAAGAGCAAUAAGAUCGAGCAGAAGAAGGCCAAGGCUGCCGCCACUGUGGCCACUACAGCUGCUGCAGUGACUGCUGCGGCACUGCUUUCUCGAGACGACGAUGAUAAGCGAGACUACAGACGCGAUGUCUACUCCACCAUCAGCAACCCAUUCUCAGAUACCCAUGCUGCAUCUUCGAACACCGAUGCUUCCACAGUAGUGUCUUCCGCCCCUUCAGAAAGCACUGUAGUCUACUCACCGCAAUAUCAGCCUUCCGCCCAGCCGACUUCUUCGACAGGCUCCAAGGAUCACUCAUAUGGCUCGGGAUCGGUUGCAUCCUCUGCUCACUCGGCUAGUACGGCUGUGUACUCGCCACAGUACCAGUCCUCCCUACCUUCAGCUUCCUGGACAGGGUCUACGGAAUACGAGAGUUCGAUUGUAUCCUCUGCUGCUUCAGCAAGUACUGCUGUGUACGCGCCACAAUACCAGCAUACGGCUCAGUCGGAUCCUCGUACGGCGAAACGAGAGCAGCCCCAAAAGUCCAAGUCGGUCGAGCGUCAGACGCCUUCUACGUCAGCCUCUAUGCACGUUCCCGGUAGCUUUGAUGAUAUUGAGGAGUCUUUGGAAGAACAAAGAGAAUCGUCGUCUUCUUCGGCGAAGAAAGAGAAGAGUAAGACGUCUAAAAGUACUAAUGAAAGUGUAGUAUUAAAUGACGCCCCGAAGCGCAGUAAGCCAGAACCCGUCAAACUGUCUCAGCCAAUAAAAGAAGCUUCAUCGGAAACGGACGCGAAAUUGAGCAAGAAGGAAAGGAGGAAGAAGUCCAAGGCUGGGAAGCGCGUGAGCGUUGACAGCUGGGAACUCGAAGACAGCGACGCUAGCCUGGCUGUUAGCCCGACAAUCGAUCGUGAUCCCCGAGAUAUCGAGCCUCGCCAAAUGGCACCACCCACUCGGGACACAGUUCCUACAAAGCCUACAACUCGUCGUGAAGAGGGUGCCAGUGGCAGCAGCAGCAGCAAAUUAACAACUGCAGCAUUAACUGGCGGAUUUGCUGCCCUUGUAGGCACUGCCAUGACACAAGACCAGGAUAGGAUGACUUCGGAUUUCGAACGUGCGAGCAAAAGUCUGGCAGCUGCAGAAAAGGACACAGCUCGUGAAGGCCCCUCGUCUUCAUCUCAUAGUACUCGAAAGUCCGAUGAAGGUGAAAGAAGCAAUACAAUUCCCAGCAUGGUCUUCGAAGAUGGCGAUGAGCUGCCCAACGUCAAAACGCCCAAGCGGAACACGGAGAAGAGACACAGCAGCAGUAAAUGGUCACCAAGCAUAGGAUCCCCGCUUAGAACAGAGACAAAGUAUGAGGACUACAUGGGUUCUCAGAGACGCCCAAGUCUCCCAAACCAGCAGGCCUAUGUCGCAGCUCCAAAGGUACCCACGGCAUCGUCUGACGACAUGCCGCGCAAGGACUCUAACGAACGUGAGUCGGACGAAUUUUUCUCAGCUAGUUCGGAAGAGCGUGGAAAGGCGGCGAAGGCAUCGAGUCAAACGCCUAACAAGUAUGCAGAUCAUACCUCCAACACGCAAAGCAUGCACAAAGACAAUGAACCGGCCCCGCAAAGUCAAUAUGUAGACAAAAGCAAGACUUCGAGCAAAUGGGAUGAUGACAGGACCAACCCGGUGAACCGAUUCAACGAUGACAAUACCAGUCCGCGAAGCAAGAAUGACGAUGAGGAUGAUGAUGACGAUACUGUUGUUCGAAUUCCUUAUGAUGACGACGAUGACAUGAAGUCCAUGAUCUCGCUGAGCAGCAAGUAUGACGAUCCUGAGCCCGCGGAAAGACGACGACUCCGCCGCGAGGCGAAGGCUGCAGCCAAAGCUGAAGCAAGACCUGAGAGCCGGGAACCAAGUCGUGACCGAGGUUAUGGCUUCGAUGUUGAGGGCGAGCGGAAGCGGAGACACCGCCGUCAUGGAACUGAUGACCGCACGGAUGACUGGGAUACCAGAUCCACCAUGUCAGAAGCUCGUUCCGAUGCUAAUGGAGAGCGUCGACGAAAGCACAAAAAUCGAGACGGCGAAAGAGAUGGGUCACCUGAGGCAAAGACUAGGUCGCGUUCAUCAGCCAACUCCGAACCUGGGGACGAAGAGAGAAAAUCUUCAAGAAGGAAGUCGAGACGUGAUGGUGAUGACGAUAACGCAUCUGUGAUAUCUACUACAUCACGAUACGACGAAGACCGAGGUUCGAAGAAAGAACGAAAAGAGGAGAAACGAUCGAGCGGUCUUUUUGGCAUGUUCAGCAGCAAGUCGAAAGAGAAUCUUUUAGAGUCUAGCAAGUCUUCAAAAUCGAAGGAUGACGACGAUGAGGAACACAAGCAUCGUAGAAGGAAACAUCGGUCAGACCGCGGUUCGACAUACGGCUCAGACGAUGACGAUAUGCGCUCGACAAUCUCGAGCAGCAGCCGUCGUGAGAAGAGGAGCAGUCGCUCUGAAAGAGGGGAAGGAGAAAGGAGGGGAUCUUAUGACGACAAGGAUCACUCUUACCCCCGAAAUUCGCCCUCGCAUGCCGAUGAACAAGAAGCUGAAGACCGGCAGUCUUUUUUAGACGAUCGGGCAGUGGCCGAAGUCACUCCAACUCCACUGCCCGCAAGUGAGCCCGUCGACCAAGCCCAGAAAGGCAAUGAGGUCGUGCCUGGGGAUCGGCCCGAAGAUACUCUUUCGACUCACGACGAUGCCCAACAAUAUCUGGGCAUUCCAGGGGCCUACGAACGACCGCGCACUCCGCCACCCGACCUGUCUUUUGAAGAUAGUCGCACACUGCUCACUCGCCUUACAGGCUUGCAGCCAUGGCAAUUAGAAGCUUUUCCCGAUGAGUUACCGCCUCUACCGUUAUCGAGACCAAGUUCACCUUUGAGAUCACCAGAGGUUACACGCCAGACAGCGCAUUUUGCUCAACGCAGAUUGUCAUCCACCGCUGUACCAAUCCGCUUUCGAAAACCUCCAGGCUCAUCAUCAGCCACUCAACGUGAUGAAUUGGAUUCCAGCCCAAACGCACGUACCGCUACUUCACCCGUGCGCUCUCGACAUGGCAGGGCACAUUCCGUUGAGUUCAAGGCAUCUCGGGAGUUUAGACCUCUGUACCUGGUCGAGCGAAACAGGAAAUCGGACGAGAUUGAUGAAGUGCUGCCAGCAUUACCAGCAAGCAGCACUCCUUCGCGAACAUCAUCGGUAGCAACAGAAACUGAGUUUGAGUCUGCUCUGGAAUCGCCUCAGCCAAGUUCUAGUCUAGUCUCAGAGGACUCCUUCUUUGACCCGUUGAGUACCAUUUCUGAUCUGAUCUUGCCACCGUCUGGACCAGAGCUACAGCAUCCUGAGCUUGCAGAUCGGGAGAUUGAGGAAAUUGAUGGAUCUGGUCAAGUCACACCUAAGGCGUCUGAUUUUGUACCGGGAACACCAGACACUAUUCUGGACACUCGGGGUCCGGAUCAGGACGUUCUCUCUGCUGCAAUCGAGGCUGCGAGAACUCAUGAGACUGAAACGUCAGAGGAUGAUGUCUUUGUGUCGACGGAGACCUCUCCUCAAGCUGCAACUCCUCUGGAACCAAGUGCACCGUUGGAUGACUCGAAGAUGCGCGGUUUUACUCCUCAAAUUAGCAGGGAUGCAUCUCCAGCUAAGACCACUUCUUCUCGACUCCAGGACGCUGCCUUUGGUGCGGCCGUGGGAGGUAUCGCUGCUGCCGCGCUUGUGCAUCGAUCUUCAUCUCCAGAACCUGAUGCGCUCGUUGAAGAGCCUAAAACUGUUGUCGAACAGAAGCAGGGAGAGCCACGCACAGAUCAAGCACCUACUGAGUCUGAAGCCGAAACCCCAGCCCGCGAUGUUAAAGGUAAAGGCAAGGGCAAAGCGAAAAAGGCGAAGAAGAACAAGAAGGCUUUGACUGUUGAAGCACCUCUCUCCGCACCAAUAGAGCAACAGCUUACGCCUGAGCCGUAUAGCCCUACCUUUGUCAACGAAGAACUAGAUUGGGCUAAGUACAGGUCUGAGUCUGUUAUCACAGAUGAUGCUACACUUGUUGGUGAGUCGGUUGCUGGACCGUCCAUGUCCAAGGAUUAUAAGAGGGACAAGAUUCUCGAACACACGGUGCCACCGGAAGAGCAGGUCACGCAAAUACAGCGUGCUGUCUUUGGACCGGAAAUCAAGCCCGAGAACUUUGAUGAGAAGCGUGUAGAUGUAGAGUCAAAGGAGAUUCUGCCGGAGCCUGCUCAAGCCCAGUCUCCCACAACACCGAAGAGUGGAGAGCAUGCUCCCGUUACAACGACGGAAGAUGUCACGCCAGACACAACACAGAAAGCUACCUUGGCUGAUGAUUCUGUAGAGACAGAGGUUAUAGUCACUCCAAAAGGUAAGAAAGCGAAGAAGAAUAAGAAGGCGAAGCGUGCUAGUGCUCAGGCCGAGCCUGCACCUGAGCCCACGCCGGUGCCGGAGCAUAUUCAUGAGGACAACAUUCUACCUCAGCCUGACGAUGCGAGAGACGAUUAUAUCUUGCCUCAGCCUCAGCAGGAGGAACAGCGUGAUGCUAUCGAGCGCGAUAUCCUACAACCGGCCUUUGAGGGUACUCUAGAAUUAGACUCAGGCAAACCGCACGUGUCGGAUGAUGCUAUAGUGCAACUACCGCAAACUGCGCCAAAAGAACAAGCUACCACUGAGGUUAAGGUAGAGCAUGAGAUCUCAGAGCCAGUCUUGAAGCAAGAAGAGCCGAAACAAGAGCCCAAUGCUAUGGACUUCCUUGUCGAGGAUGAAGCUUCUGACGACAAAGCGCCUGAGACUGUUAGCGAGCCCAGCGCUCCAAUUACUGAUGGCAAGAGUGCUACCAAGGAGAUACCAGCUGUCGCUAAGCCUGAGCCUGAGCCUGAACGACCAACUAGUUCCAGCUCUCGUUGGGGCUCAAGUCUCUUAGGUGCGUUCGGCUGGGGUAAAAAGAAGCCGGCGACACCUUCAACCUCACCUGAGCCUCGCAAAGCUGUCCCCGCAACAGUACCAGCUACCGAGGAGAAAACCGUCGAGGUAGUGCCAAAGCCGGCUGUGAGCACCAAGGACAAGAUUCUUGAACUCCAGACGGCGUUUGGAGGUGCGAAGAGCAAAACUCCCAAGGCAAAGGUGUCAAAAGAUAGUAAGCCUGUUGCUCAGGAGGCUAAGCCCGCAUUGAAUGUCACGCCUCAGACUGCGAUCUUCACUGAUGAUGGAAAACCUGCAUUUUCGUACUCUGUAGUGGCGGAGACCCAGAAGAAGAUUGCAGCGGACACCGCUGAAGAGAUAUCUAUCCGCGAACCUGUUGUGGAGUUUGUACCUCCUCCAACAUCAUUCUUUACCGACGAUGGAAAGCCGGCUUUCACGUACCCUCAACCCACAGCCACUAAAGACGAGACACCUGUUGAAAGCUCCGGAGAUGUACCCUUAACGCCUAUCAAGGCAAGUCCCCGAGAGAUUACAGUGCCGGGCGACAGGGCUGUCAUUUCUGAACCGAAGUCACCAAUGACUGUUGUGCCACCCAAUACGGCCGUCUUUACGGAUAACGGAAUGCCUUCCUUCUCUUUCCCGCAGUCGACAGAGGCGACACGAACCGAGCCUGCAAUGCCAGCCAAGGAAGUUAGUGCCAACGAGCCUGCCGUGAUAAAUACACCACGUACAUCGUUCUUCACGGACAACGGAAAGCCAGCCUUUUCUUUCCCGGAGGCGUCCUCCGCGAUAGAGGAAAAGCCUGCAGAAGUGAGCAGGGAGAUGUCCAGUUCGACACCGACAGGUAGCGUAGCUCCUGAGACUGCUACCUUUGGAGAUGGUGGAAAACCGGCUUUCUCGUUCCCAGAGACGGCUCUACUGCCCGAGGCUGACAACGACACUGAGUCACCGGAGCCAACGUCUCCGACCAAGAAAAAGAAGAAUAAGAAGGCGAAGAAGGGUAGUAUCUCAACAACUGAGCCUGUUCAGCGCGAAAUUGAACCUGAGAGCGCGGUUGAGACACCGAUGAAUGAUGCCGUGGACGCUUCGGGCGAACGAUUCCUUCCCGAGAUAAUCGAGACUCCUGCCGCGAAAGAGUACAGCGCGCUCGCAAAGGAGCGCCAAGGUACUGCCGAAUCUCAGGUGGAAGUGUUACCUCUACCUGAAUCUGCAAUAUCAGCAGGUGAGCCUGCAGGCAAAACUGCCGCAGCUGAGCAACUGUCUCCCACGCCUGCAGUGACGCUAGAACCAGCGGCCCCGGUUGAAGGGGCGGUUGUUCCCAUCUCGAGCAAGAAGAAGGGUAAAAAGGGGAAGAAGGCAAAGCGGGAGAGUGGGCAACUUGAGGGUUUGAUUGUGGCGGAGCCUAGUAUGCCUACUGUCGAUUCAGAGUCGGCUUUGGCUGUUCCUGAUUCAUCUGUGAGGACGGCUGAGGGUGUUGAUGCUGAUGAGCAGACCAAGCAACCCAUGGCUGAGCCUGCUCCAGAAGUCAUUGGCUCUACACCUAUUCCAACUAAUAGCCCUCGCGACAUCGAUGCGCCGGCAAACCCCGAGUUACCUACGUCGGCAGAUGUCGAUGCUGCAGAUAUCCCUCUUCCUGCAGGCACAUUCGAGGACAAUGACUUGAUGGAGCAUGACGGCCCCAAGCCGGCUGCGGAUCUCCGCCAACCACCACUGUCGAGUCAGGUUGAUCCUGCUAAUGUAGCUCUGCCCCAGGAUGAGCUUGACGACGAGCUUUCGAUGCCGUUGGAGCCUGUGACGUCAUUGCGAGAUGAUGAGACAAAUUCACGCAAAGUUGAGCCUGGUUCGCAGCUUUCUGUAAUCGAAGCGGCAGAUGUCCCGCUGCCGUUGGAGAAACCGGAGGAUGAUGCGGCAGAGGUUCCCUUGCCCCGAGAAGAUGACUUUGAAAGCGAGCUUCUCGACGCAAGUCCCACUUUUCCGGACCCCGCUGUUAACGAUGAACCGGAGGCAGCGACGCCAACGAAGGAAAAGAAAAAGAAGGGCAAGAAGUCCAGGGGUGCUGAAAUGCCGGUCGAAAACACGCUUCAGGAUGAGAAGAGAAUUAGAACCCCGGAUGCCUCGCUGGUGGAUUCCAUUGCGCAGUCUGAGCGCUCUGCUGUUGAUGCUGUAGCGCGGGAUGUGAAUGAAGUCGAGGACGUUGACACUAUUAAUGCGGAUGAACGGAGGAAAUCACUUGUAGGAAGUCAAGCUCAGCCGGUGCUCAAGACUACGCCUGACGGUAUCCUUGUCAUGCCCAUUACCUCUACGGAACCUCAGCGAUCAAUCGAACCAGCUGCGGAUAAUGAAUCUAUGGUCCCUGCUUCUUCAGAAAAAGACAAGAAAAAGAAGAAGAAAAAGGAUAAGAAUCUUGUGGGAGAGCCGAGUACGCCAGUUGGGGAAGUCCGCAUUGAGCUCGAGAAUCCUGUCGGAUUGGUCGAGAGGGAGCGUGUAGUCGCUCCUGUAGAGACAGGUGAAGAGAAUCAGCAGCAGGAUGUCAAGCCAAUCGUCGAUUCGACUUUGCCAGAGCCAGUCACUGAUGUCGUUGCUCCUAUACAGCAGCAGGAAACUCCGAAAUCAGCCCUACCUGAGCCUGCCGUAGAAAGCAUUUUGCCUGUACAAGACGCAUUACCCUCGGAAAAAACACAGCCUUCUACACCCAUCACAGAAGAGCCCAGCACGCCAACUAAAAAGUCCAAGAAAAAGAAGGGAAAGAAGGGUAAGACUGUGGAUACAGAGUCAAGUACAGCGGACCAGCCUCAUGAGAACGUAGAGUCUCAGCCUGUUCUAGAGGAUGUUAAAGCGAAGCCUGGUGUUGCGAUUGAGAAAGAGGAGGCAACCGAAAAGAUAGCGGAGCCAGCUCCUCCAGGCGCUGAUGUCAAAGGCGACCGCGCUAUCGAGACACCGGCCGAACCUACCCUAGAAGUUACUCAGCCAGACACUGGCCUUGACGCUGAGCUCGAACGUCCGAAUGAAGCAGUACUUGAACGUCCUCUAGAGUCAACCGGGAGCAAGAUUGAAGAAGCUGUCGGCGCUGCACCUACAGUGGCUGAAGAGGUAAAGCGAGAAGUUCCACAACCUCCAGUAUCGAACACGGAGGCUACAUCUGCGCCAGUAGAGCGCACUGGUGACGUUGAUACUACUCGUGAGCCUGAACAAGACACUUCAAGUCACGAAGUUCCAGCGGCAGUUGUUGAAUCGCAGCCUGAAGUAGUUGGCAAGAAAGGUAGGAAGAAGAAGAGUAAAAAGGGUACUACUGAGACGAGCGCGCCGGAUAUGGCCGAGGUCGCGCCGGAGACCGAAGGUACUCCUGCACCUGAGGUGGCAAUCGCCCCUGUACAAGAAGCUGAAGUUAUGACUGAGCCUUCUACCACCGAACCAUCUUCUGCUAACUCUGCUCCCAUCAUACAUGAUAAGCCAAAGCAAGAUGCAGUGCCCGUCACCGUAGAGUUGCCGGACAAAGAUCUCAACGCCAAGGAUGGUGCAUUGUUACCUCAACAACAAGACCUUGACCAAGAUAUCGCACGUACAACUGAGCCUCGGGACGCAAUCGCAGAGGAUGUUGAAGCCGAACCUACUUCGAAGAAAGCCAAGAAGAAAAAGGCGAAGAAGGGCCAAUCAGUCGACAUCACCCCGGCCGAGCUAAUUGGUGAAGAGCCCGCAUCUUCCCAGAAUGCGAAAGAAGCUGGGGAGAUUAUUCAACCUGUGGAGGCAGAGUCGACAACAGCGCCUGAAACGCAGCCUCCAGUUGUCCCAGUUCCCCAGGAGGAGGAAUCUCGACAAGAAUUCGUAGCUGCACCCGAAACCAUCACUCAACCCGUCGAACAGCCUGUGGAAGUUGCACCAACUGACAUCAUCUACACUCAGCCGACUUCAGCGCAAGAUGGGACGAGCCGAGACACAGCAGUCCUUCCUGAGCCGCCUAGUCAAGCGCAGCCAGACGAGCAGACAGAGUCUGUCUCGAAGAAGGGCAAGAAGGGCAAAUCUAGCCAGGAGAAUGAAGCCGGAGAUGCUGUCUCGGUUGUAGUUCAAGAUGAGCCUGUUGCUCAAGGUGAUUCUGCGGAGAAAGCUUUUGAGCAUGUUGCACCACCGGCGGAGAUCCCUUUGCCUGAGACGCGGCUUGGUGAUGCUGAGAUGGACGUUGAUCCCUUGGAGGAGAAUGUCGAUGCGUCUGCUGAGAAGGAGGUGGCGAAGGAGGAGGAGGUGAGGUCGGCUGAGCCAGUGGGGCCUGAGGUGACGAUGGAGGAGACUUCGUCUGGUAGUGUCAAGGCGGAAGAGCCCGUUACAGUGGCCGAGCCUGCAGCGGUUGAAGAGCCUAUCAUUGUGGAAGAAGCAGCCAACUCGAAAAAGGGAAAGAAAAAGAAGGGCAAGAAGAAUAAGUCAAUUUCUGAGCCUCAGACGCCGGCUACUGAGACGGCGCCGGUUGUUCCCGAAACAACGACCCAGGAUGAUGUUUUGCCUGCUGCCGAUGCCAAGGAAGAAUCAGUCCGCGAAAUUGUUCCUGAUAGGGCUCUUGAGCCAGUUGUUGAGCCGGUCGUCGAGCCUGCUAAGCAGCCCGUGGUGCCAAUAAUCGAUACGGGAGCUUCUACAACAGAUCCACUUCCUGAGGGAACCGAAGCAACACCUGAAAGUCUCACAUCGCCGCAGCCAAAGGAGGAUGCUCUCUCUGCACCGUUGUCCAAGAAAGAAAAGAAGAAGGCCAAGAAGUCUGCAAAGCAAAGUCUCGUUGAGAGUGAGGCGUCAAACAUACCUUCUGCACCGGUUGAGGAGAUCGCAGAGCAAGUCAGUGAACCAGUUGUCGAGGAACAAAUAGCAUCUGAGAGUCGCGAUUCGGAGGUCCCAACCGUCGUUGAAGCUUCACCUGAAGAACCUAGUGUUGUUGCGGUUGAGGAAACAGUCUCCGAGCUACCUAUCGCCCCGGCAGAGACCAAGACCCCUGUUUCUAGCUCUGUCGAUACCGCAACGAUCUUCGAACCGAUCACUCAGGAGACUCCUUUGGAUAGCCCGGAUGUCCCAGUACAGCCAGAGAUUGAAGAGCAGAGUACGCCGUCCAAGAAGGCCAAGAAAAAGGCCAAGAAAGACAAGCGCAUCUCUGCAGAUGCGAGUGAAGCCUCUGUCCCCUUGGAAACGCCAGCUGUCGACUUACCAGAGGCGUCUAUAGAGAAUGCUCCAAGCAUGGUUUCUGAUGUACGUGAAGAGGUCAAGGAACAUUCACCCCUUGUGCCAACAGACGUAUCCACUCCCGACGAAGCAAUUGGCACCAAGGAGCCCGCCACGAACUCAGAAAUCCUACCAGCCAAUGAGCCAGCACCUACAGACGCCUCGGUGAAGGACUCAACGUCUGCCACCGAGACACCGGCAGUUGAGACAGCGCCGGCAGGAGAUGCUCCAACGAUGUCAAAGAAGGAGAAAAAGAAGUCCAAGAAGAGCAAGCAUGCGUCCAUGGUCGAAGAGGCAAGCUCAGUCCCUAUUCCAGAUACGCCGGUGGAGGAGAGAGAACCCGUACUAGAGGUGUCAACUCCUACGACUACGGCCACAGAGAAGUCUAGCGAGAAUCUAGCAUCUUCUAAAGAAACUCCGGCUAUUCCUAUCGCCACUAAGCCAAUUGUGGAAGAGCGAGUAUCUUCAGCUGAGCCUGUGACGGUCGCUGAGCAGCUACCCAUUACGUCAAUUGAGGAAAUACGAGCGCCAGCAACCGAGCCUGUGACAGUGGAGCUUGAGGAUAUUCAGGAUGCAUCAGCCAUUCCAAUCCCCACCACGCCAGCUGAGGAACGGGAGCAACUUUCCCUUCCGGUAUCGACAAUCUCCGAGACUACUAGAAGCGAAGAUCCACUUUCCGAGACAACCGCCACCGAGGCAGGCACAUUGAGCUCUGCCCCAAACCCCGAAACUUCCACACAGCCUGAUGUGCUAGAAGACACGGCUAAGUUGUCAAAGAAGGACAGGAAGAAGGCAAAGAAGAACAAGCGCUUGUCUAUUGCAGAGGAUACAACUUCCGUUCCGCCAACACCUACCGAAGAGAAGAGUGAGCCUGUACUCGAUGAACAGACUGUACCGGUACCCAUCGAAGAGGGCGCGCGCGAGCUACCAGUUGUGGAGGAUGCACCAAUUGUUGCCCCAGGGACCGCAGAGGAGCCAACAUCGGAGAACGUACCUGCUAAAGAACGCGCCCCUGUCAUUGUUCCUGCCAUUGAGGAAUCAGUUCAUGUAGGCGGUCCCAUUGUCGAAGAGGUCGCACAAGAUACCGUUAUUCCAGAAGAGGCAGCGCCUCUUUUCAAGAAAGAGAAGAAGAAGGAAAAAAAGGCAAAACGGACAUCCAUUGCGGAAAGCGGGACGGCAACACCUCUCGAGACACCGACGGAGGAAAGAUUGGAGAAUCCGCUCGAGCGAACUGAGAGUACCAAGGUUCCACCUGUCGAUGAGCAACAGCCUGCUCUUGCUACAAUUGAAGAGCAACAAUCGAAGGAUGCGGUCGUCCUGGAGCAACCUCCUACGGUCGAGGCAACUGACGAGCCACCUCCAGUGCCUGUCGCGCAGCAUGAACAGCAGCCACCAACGAGUGAAGUGACGGUCGACCAACCCGCCAAGGCUAUUCCGAAUGAGCCCACUACUCUCACGAGCGUCCCAGAGGAAAGCCAGUCACAACAAGACACCCAAGAAGAGCCGUCGACAGCAAAAUCAAAGAAAGACAAGAAAAAGGCCAAGAAAUCGAAGCAUGGUUCAGGAGCUGAGGUUGUUCUGUCGGUGCCAUUGACUCCAGUCGACGAGGCGGAUAGACAGCUUGUGGAUGACGUGAAGGAGGUUGAAAAUGUUGCACAGUCAGCUCCAGAGUCUGGGGUUGUUGCUGGACCGUCUACGGCGGAUCUUGUUACUGAGGAAUCGAGGGUUGAGGAGGCUCCUUAUACUGUUGAUGAGGGGGCCAAGGUCGACGAAGCGCGCGAAACCGUUUCUCAGAAGCUCAAGGUUGAUGAGCCUACUGCAGCCGUUGUUGAAACGUCCACGGUAGAGCAUGCUCCUACUGUCAUUCCUGAAGACCCUACUUCUUCUGUCUCAACACCGAUUGAGGCCACCAUUCCAAGCGGCGAUCAGCAAAGUUCUGCGCCUUUGUCGAAGAAAGACAAAAAGAAGGCGAAAAAGGCCAGCAAGCUCGACUCGUCUACUGAGGCGGGGCUGUUGGCUCCUUCAACUCCGGUCGAUGAGCCUAUGACAGCCCCCGACACAGACGUCAAGACGGAUGUUACUCUGGAGAAGAAAACGGAGUUCCCAGCUUCGAUUGAAGUUCCUGGAAAGACAGCCCUCGAAGCACCUACUGAGCCGACAGUGCCGGUGAUUGAACAGCUGAUUAAAACGCCAAUAUCCCCCAAAACGGUUAGCGAACAGACUCCUACGGUCGGGGAUGCUGAGCGACUGCCUGCUCCAGUCUCUGCAGCUCCACAGUCUGUACAAGAUGCCGAAGAACAAGAUAGCUCUGAGCCGAAGUCCAAGAAGAGCAAGAAAAAGGCGAAGAAAGCGUCCAAGCGGAAAUCUCUGGCCGAGGCCGAGCUUGCGGAGCCCACAUCUCCCGCGGAACCGUUCAUCAAAGAAGCUAGAGAGAUGCCAAUUGAUGACGCACGGCUUGCUACACCGCUUGAUCGUGACGAGCAGGUGGUCGUAGCUCCUUCGGGCAAACAGCCCACUUUUGAUGUUCCAGCUAUCACGGACCGCGUGAAGGACCCUGCGACUGUGAAGGAUGGACAGGUUGCUACGCCUGCUACGGCUGUAGAGGAUGUGCCAUCUUCAUCUAUUGAUGAGACUUUACAACCUGUCGUCGACGAAAGGAGAUCUUCUCAAGCUGUCAACGAUUUCACGGAUGAGAAUACUCGGAAUGAGGAACAUACUGUCACUCGUGCCGAGAAUGCAAAGACUACCAGUACAUCGGAUGAUCAAGCGUUGAGCUCGCCUGUUGCUCCAGAUUUAUCUCAGCCUCGAGACACUGUCGCCUCUACAACGGAUGACUCAGUCAGUGCUCCGGCUCCAAAGACUGAGAACAAGGAAGAGCCCGAGGCUGAACCUGCGGAGUGGGCUUCUAUGUCGAAGUCUCAAAGGAAGAAAGCAAAGAAGGCUAAACGUGCCUCAGUAGUUGAAGAUACUCCUUCAGCGCCAGCAACUCCGAUCGUAGAAGAUCCCAAGGAGCCUGUAUUUGAAGAUCAGCCAACAAUUCCUCGUGAGGAUGUAUCGCCCGUCCCAGACAAGCCCACUGAGGAUCUGUCCUCUAUCAUUCGGACCGAGGAAGACAUUGGCAAUGUGAAGCCCACCGAGAAUGUAGACGAGUCAACGCCAACAACGUCGACGGGCAAAGACAAGAAGAAAACUAAGAAGCAAUCCGAGAAGGCCGCGACUGAGCCUUUUUUAGCCGUUGAGACGCCUGAGGAGGCCAAGGUUCCUGAUGCUCAGCCGCCUCUGUCACCUUCUCCACUUUCGGAAACGCCCAUAUCUUUCUCGGGGGUACCGACCUCAUAUUCCCAUCCUGUUACUGAGAGCGAGUUUGUUGAUUCAACGAAUGCGAAUGCGAGUGCGGAUGUGCAGCCUGAGAGCAAAGGUGAGGAGCUCGCAGUUGCCACUGAUGAGAAGGGUGACGUGCAGUUGGUGGAGAGCCAAUUGGAUAGAGUUGAUGUAGAAGAUCAGAAGGUUUCUGUGGAUGAGGGGAAAACCACUGAGAAAGAGACGAAGGAGUGCUUGGUUAUCGAGGAGCCUUCAGCCAAUGUUCAGCCAACAACUGAGUCCCUUGGUGCAGUUACUGAGGUUCCUGGCGUACCUACCAUGAUCUCACCCGCCGAGGAACCGGAAACAUCUCGUACAGAGGAGUCGACACAUGUGGAGCAUCUGCCCCAACCUAAGCCGAUCAGCCCUGAAGAGUCUGCGCUACCGGAGCCAGCAGCUGGCUCAGAGGAAUCGAAUGUGAUUGCAAUUGAGCCUACUGUCGACAUCGUUGAGCCUGAAGCAGCCCUAUCUGGCCCUCCUGCGACCAGCAUUGAGCAGCCCAAGGCCCCUGCGGAAGACGAGAACGACACCAGGGCAAUUCCUUCUAAGAAGAAGAAAGGAAAGAAAGGCAAGCGUGAAUCUGCCAUUUUGGACGUGACGCUAGAAGAUACUACUUUGCAACCAUCCAGCGAUGUGGUCGAGCAGCCUGGUAAAGUUACUGGAGAACCAGAAAGAUCCACGCAAGCUCCAAGUCCCAGUCAUGAGCCCAGCGAGGGAAUCAAGGAAGCACUUGAAGUCGUAAUGCCAGAGGUUCUUACUGGAUCUUCUGCCGCUGGCGCAUCUAAAGAUGGUAUCCUUCCAGAGCCAAAUACAUCGACAACUAUCCUCGAGGAGCCAGCCACUGGUGUUAGCGAGCCCGAACAGCCGACGGAAAUACCCACUGAAGGAAGUUUGACUCUGAUAUCGAAGGCGGACAAAAAAGAGAAGGAACAAGCGUCAAUCCCCAUUGUCGAACCUGAAGCGGUAUCGAAAGUCCAAGAGCCUCCAUCUGAAAAAUUUGAAGUUCCACUUGAACAGCGCAGCAAUGAAUUGCCCGAGAACCCUAAAGAAACCCAGGGGAUUGUCGCUGAGCAGCCUCAGACGGUUAGGAUGGUUCCAGAGACCUCCAGCGAGCUUCCGCGGCCAGAGUCUACCGAGGAAGCCAUGGAGCCCACGGUUUCGAAGAAGGAGAAGAAGAAAAAGGGAAAGAAGGCGAAAGGCCAGUCUGGUAUCGCUACCCCAGUCGAGCAGAAUGUGCCUGAAGACGUGGUAGAAAAGGCCAAAGACGUGUCUGCGCCAGUCGAGACAUCGCCGCCUGAGGUCGAUCAACCAGUUGCCGUACCUAUCAAUGAUGCCUCCCUCGAUACAUCAACCAGGGACGAAAAGGAGGACGAGAAAGCCAUGAGAUUGGUGCCAGCUAUGCCAGCGAUCGAACUACCUUCGGAGCCAGCGGUUUCAGAUGAGACCGCCCCAAGCAUUGCUGAUGGGCCGCCUCAUGCUGACGUUGUAGAUACACCCGCAGUACCUGCUUCUGCUGUUCAAGCAGAGAGUGUUCCAUUAUCCAAGAAAGACAGGAAGAAGGCUAAGAAGUCAAAGGCCAAAUCAUCCGAUGCUGCCGCUUCAAUUGUCGAAGAUGCACCCACGCGACUUGCAACUGACAUUCCGGAGGUUGACAUAGCCGAUCAAGGCAAUGAAUUGACUGUUGAAGACAAUAUAGCAGCUCCUGCAAGUCAAGAUGAAGUUCCUUCUCCUGCCUUUCAAGAAGAGAUACUCGCUCCUGUCGUUGAAGAGAAGGUUCCCAUAUCUACGACUCAAGAAGACAUGCCAAAAGAACUUGUAGAAAACCGGAAGAUGAUCGCAGAUGAGGCAACUCCCGUUAUAUCUAAUGAGGAUCCCGUUCACAAUCAAGAGCCAAUUGUCGAGCCUUCUGACACGACUGUCACGCCAGUACAAGAAUCCGAGCAAGUACCAGAAGAAUCAGGCACCGCGAUGAGCUCAAAGAAGAAAAAGGGAAAGAAUGGCAAGAAAUCUGGAAUCUCGACACCUGCUCUAGAAGAACAGGGCCCAGUCGAGGCCGUUUCUGAUACACCAUCUUUGGCAGAGGUCGCACCAGUUGCAACUUCUGAGCCAACCUUAGCUGAGGCCAUUGAGAAUCAAACACCGCCGACAGAAGUAACAUCGAUAACGCAAGAGCCUCAAAUGGAUAUGAAACCUCGUAUCGAAGAGUCAACGCCGGAAUCACAACCUACAAAGGCAGUUGAAGACAAGGUUAAACCCGCUGAACCUAGAGGUCUCAAGGACGCUCUUUCGAUACCCACGAGUGAAACUGUGACUACGCCUAUUGCGAAGCCUGUGGAGCACGCGCCCAUCACAGAACCAGUUCUUGACGUCACCACAGGAGCUGUCGACACGGAAGACACUGUACCAGGUCGCAAAUUGAGCAAGAAGGAGAGGAAGGCCCUAGCAAAAGCGGACUUGUCCGCACCAAUUGAUGAAUCUAUCAUCGAGGAUACUGCACAGGUAGAAGCAGAAGUGAAAGAUUCUGCGCCAAUUUCACCUGUGGCCGAUCUCAUCAAAACGGACACUACUCGAGAUGCUUCACAAGGCGCAGAAAUGUCCACCGAGGUCCCUUCAGCAUCGGUUGAGACAGUACCGGUCUUACCAGAAGCGAGCGUGGCUGCUCCAGAAGUCGUCGAAGCUGAUAUGGCCAACAAACAGGACACUGUCGUCGAUGACGAAUCUCCGUUGAAGAAAGGGAAGAAAAACAAGAAAGAUAAAAAGAGCAAGAAAGCGUCCUUCUCUCUUGAUACAGCGGAGGCAUCUCAGAGUGAAUCUGCUACCGCGGAGCCCAUCGUUUCAGAACCAUUCGUCAAUUUGGAGGAGGCUCAGGAUAAGUCUUCUGUUACUGAUUCAAUGCCUGAUCGCUCGCCGAAGCAGGGGCCUAGCGCGGAGCCACCUCCAGUCCAGCCAACACCAAAAUCGCAGGAGUUCGUCGAUAGAACUACUGGCGAAUCCGCUCAACAGGAUAUGGGUAGCCCUUUUGUGGUCGACGGCGAUCAGGCGUUCUCUGACGAGCAGCCAACUCCGGUCACAUUUACCGAAAGCUCUCCAGCGAUUGACCCUGCACCCACAACUAUGAUCCAGGGGGACGAGGAAAAUGCUCUAGUUAGUCGCAAGGCUUCCAAGAAGAGAAAUAAAGGAAAGAAGGCUUCAAUCGCUACAGAUGAAUCGGCCGCGAUCAUAGAAGAAACGACAAUACCUGCUGUACCUUCGACUGAAGAGCAAGAAAUAUCGAAGGAGACUACCUUAGUCUCUGCUCCGACAGAAAAAUUCAAGACGCUGGAUCCAGGCCAAUCUUCGGAGAUCGAGCAGGCUGAACCAUCUCUGAUUGUGCCCGUGCUGGAGACUCCCACUCAGUCAUCAGAGACCAACAUCGAAUCUUCGAAACCUACGAAAGCUGUUAGUGCGAAGACUGAGGCAGACUCAGGCUCGACGCCGUCCAAGAAGUCUAAAAAGGACAAAAAGAAGACCAGGAAAAGCACGCACGCCACUGAGGACAUCGCUUUGACGGAGCCUUCAGACAAUACUCGCUUGCCAGGAGAGCAGAGUACCACCGUUCUGCCAAGCUUUGAGAAGCCGACAAACGUCCAAGACACCAUCCUUCCAACGCCAGAGGAUAGAGAUGUACCGCUUCCAGACUCCAAGACUCAAGAUACCGACAUCGUUCAGCAAGAUGAAAAGGCUUCAGAGCUCACUCGGGAAGAUGAGCAGAAACCAAAGACUUUCGACGAGCCCGAAGCCGCGCUCUCACGUACUCCGUCAACAAAGAGCGAGAAGAAGGUCAAGAUGAGCCCUGACGGUAUUGAUAAUCCGAAAGGCGAAGAGCCUGUAUCCUCUGUGCCAAACAUGAAGACAGAACCCGUCGCGACACCUGAGAUUCAGCAUGUCCCAUCUGAUGGUGUACUUGACCUCCCUGAAGCUGCUGUAGACUGCCAGGGUCCCGGAUCAACGACACAAGAUGCGCCUCAACAAGAUGCGAAAGUUGAAGAUGCGGGAGAUGCACAGAACCCUCAUGUACCCAUACAGAAGGACUCCCGUGACACAGCUGUGUCCACGGUCGAGCCCGCCGCUGAGGGACAAGUAGGCACCCAGCCAAAAAAUCUCCCGCCAUCUGAGCUCUCACCAUCGCUCAAGGCUAUCCAGGACGAAGUAGCUGAUUUGAAAGCGCGCUCUGAAGCGCUGGACAACAGCUUGGCUAAGGAAGAAGUGCCCAAAGACAUUUCCCCGUCUUCCGCUUCAAAACCUAGCACCUCUGUAGUCGAUAUUGUCAACAAGCUCAACAAAAAGGAAAAGAAAAAGACUAAGAAGGUAAAGGAUAGCGGUCUUGAUUCGACUCCGACGACUCCUGCGGCUGAUUCUUUGGCUGCGGUCGAGACGAAGGAGACGAAAGAGACGGCUGGACCUUCUGCUGUAGGAGAGAAUGACCGUGCUCUUGAACCAGCCCCGACGACUCCUGCAGCCGAAUCUUCGGUUGUGGUUGAGACGAAGGAGGGGUUUGAGAGUCCUACCGUGGAAGAUGAACUUCGCGCUCCUGACACUUUCAUGCCCGAGCUUGUUAAGGCAGACGAGCAGGUGGUGGACGAGAAAAUCGCUGAGUCCAGACCUUCAGAGAACCUCGAGACUAGCCAGGAUGCUAUCAUCGCUCCAAUUACUAUAGAGACUUCAGAGCCAGACAAGGGAGAACACUCGGUUCCGUCUCGCAAAUCGAGCAAGAAGGAUAAGAAGAAGCAGGCAAAGGCGUCUGCGAUUAGCAAGAAUGAGCCACUCCCCGACAACAAUGAAGUACAGCCAACAACCACCACAGAGGCAGAGCUUGAGAAAGAAUUGAAAUCACCAGCAGCCGUCGAACAGAGCACUCCUUUCGAAGUUAGUCCAAGUACCUCUCACAAGCUCGAUAAGAGAGAAAAGAGUCCUCAAGCGUUACCAAGUCAACAGGACGAUGUACCAGUGGAAAAUGCAGCAAGCUCCGCCUCCACUACAGAAGCUGGUAAAAAGGAGGUGCAAGGAGAAGAAAAUGAUGACUUGUCCAAGCAAGAGCAAGUGAGAGACGAUGCAAAAGUUGCCAAGUCUUCAGAUCAAGAAAGAGUAGCUUCAGAGGUAGAUCAAACUGUCAUCGAUGAGGAAACCGAUGUUAGCCUCCCCGGUCAAAAUACUCCCCCAGCCGUGGUCUUAGAAGAGACUGUCAACCCCAGUCUCGAGGCGCCAAGCGUCGCCGUUGACAUCGAUGCGGCGAGCGAUGUGAAAACUACAGACGUCAUGGAAGAGGAGAACACGGUGACCCCUGCUCCCACUCGCAAGAAGAGCAAAAAGGAAAAGAAGGAGAGCGAGAAGAAGGAUACUAUUAUGGACGUUGCAGAGCCAGACAAGUCUGACAAUACAGCAAUGGGGCAGAGUGGACCCGUCAUUGAACCGGUUUCCGAGCCACAGCGUACAAUAGAAAAGGACAUACCGACUACAUUGGAUAUGCAACCUGAACACCCUGUCAACAUUACUCGCCCACCAACUUCUGAGAAACCGAGUCAGUCUACAGAACGCACAUCAAGAUCAGGCACUGAACCCGUACUUCUGGACGAAAAUCGCACGCAAGACCCCACGUCAUCGUUUAAGGAUAAGGGGAAGCGGAAGUUGGAUACGGUCACUGCUCCUUCUGGAGCAAUCAUUGCACACCCGCCAGUACCUACUCAGGCAGAUGUCAAGUCUGUGCCAAGAUCGGGGUCAAAAUCAGACGCGGUCUUUCUCGAGGACACAAACGUGACCAUUGAGCAGAAUAACAAAGAAAUACCAGUUGACACUGUUAAAAAGGCAGCAGAAGCUACAUCUCCUCCUACAGCACAUAACUUGCAAGAGGCGAUCGAAAUUCCAGAAGCAGCGGAGCCUGAAACGCGCAGUUCGAAGACGUCUAAGAAGGAGAAGCGACGAUCCAAGAAGGAUGCUGAGGCUACUGAAAAGCCUCUCGUAGCAGCGAUCGAGGCGAACGCUGGAACUCCAGCGGCUAAGCUCACCCCCACCGCCCAGGACAAAACACCGGUCGCAUCUCAUCCUGUCAAAGACCUUCCCCCGACCUCAUCACAACCUAGCUUCUCUCUAGAAGAACAACAAACACCAAGUUUGAGCAAGAAGCCUUCAAAAACGCAACAAUUAGCAGCCUUGUUUGAACGCGGAACUUCAGCGGAGGAGUCGACUUCUGCACGUGAACUACGCAGAGACGGUAUUGGCAGCGUCAAGGAUCUUGCUGAACGAUACGAAGGCCAAUCACGUUCUGUGACUCCUGUUUUGCAGCCGCAUUCUGACAAACGUAAUGUCUCGAGAGCUGCAUCGCAAGACAAAUUGCGCACGCACUCUCCUGCUCACGAUGUAGAUUUCGCUGCUACAGUGGCCGCCAGUCUGUCUGAGUCAGGUUUCGACCCAGGUUAUGUUAUCAAUGAUUCCACCUUCCAUCGAUCUACCUCUUCCCAUAGUGUCCGAGACAUUGGGCAUGAUGACGAAGUAGCAGCGGCAAAGGAGAGGGCGACGACAUCGCGACUCGGCAGUCUGAGUCGCUCUUCUUCCUUCUCCGGCUCACCACGAAUGCGGCCUGUCAAAGACCUUGGGCCUAGUGUUCUACCGCCUAUCGAGGUGGCCGCUGCAUCUACGGAUGCUAUUUCCUUCGACCCACUCGAUGUACUCAAUGAUCCAACUUUCUCCCGACGCAAAACCCCUCCUGGUGUGCUCGAGGAGGCGGAUCCUGACGAGCUGUACAUAUCUCCAAACGUCACCACAAGAGCAAGGGGCAAGAAGAAACGUGCGCUCCCCUCCGAUACAGCUGUCAAGAGUGGAGGAGACGACAAGUCCAGCCGGGGAGAAGGACUUGUGGUGCCGGGCGAAGCUCCCAGUGAAUCAACACUCGCCGACUUGUCCGACAAGCCCAGCAAUCAGGAAUCCAUCGACGCUUCGCCAAACACAUCAUCAAAGAAAGAUAGGAAGUCAAAGGAUAAGAAGGAUACGAAACAGACUCCACUUGCACAAGAUCGUGUUGAGUAUGCAGCUACUGAGACUCCGGCGAUCGAGACUCCUACACAGGAGACUCUUGCUGUUGAGACUCCGGCUGACUCCACGGUUCGCAAGGUAGAGACUAAGAAAUCCGGACCUCUGGCUUCUCUUCCAGAGAGUGUGCCGCUUCAACAAGAAAAGAGCGUCGGUAGAAAGAUUUCCGAGCAAGUGACCCCCGGCCAGCAGACAAGUGUGGAUCAUAAGCGCCGAGCACAUCCUGUGGCGUCCGAGGAGGAUGAGCCAGAAGGCAAGCGUCUUCACACUCUGGAGCCACGAACUGCAGAAGAGGGUUCGACUACUCGUGAGCCCACUACAGGUACUAAGCCGGAUUGGUCCUUGCCUGGAAUUCGUGACAGUGCUGUCGACGUCACAGACUCACCAAUUCGGACUGUCACUCCGUCCUUACACGAGAAUACACGCGACGAUGCGGUCAUUCAACGUCCACAGGUAGAGCAGGUUCAGGCUCCUAUAAGCGAAAAGAAACGAACUUCAAAAGAGCCUAAAACACCAACUCAUCAGUCUAUACGUCGCACCGAACGCGAUCAGGAAACCGAGGAAAGCCCGUCACUCCCACACCAUUCGGCUCAUACAGGCGUACCGGCGCCCUCUGGCACAGAUCGGGCAACGAAAGAACGGACAUCUUACUUGUUCGAUUCUUCACCAUCAACACGCGGUUUCGAGACCCCAGCAGCAAUCGUACCGGAAACGCCCAUGGUGAUCGAUACGCCUUCGAAGGACAGCCGCACAUCAUCACGAUCAACGGAGAAGACGUCCAAGCCUCACAACGAAAUGUCCCCUACUAAAGAAGUCAAGAAGACCGAACCAUAUCAGUCAAUCUUUGGUGACCCCAGCGAGAAGUCAUCAGUGAAGAGUCCCACACUCUCAAUGUCCAGUCCCAAACACAUGCGUACGCCUGGCAAUCUGCAGCUUGACACGAUCAAGGAAGCUAGUCCCGAUGACUCUCAAUUGCACAAGAAAUCACGAGCUAUUACAGAUGUCGGGGCACCAGAUCGAGGUGUAAAGUCCGCUCGCCAUGCUGAGAGCUCGAAGACAUUUACAGAUCGUCUCAAGUCACCACCACCGGUCAGUCCCACGCCAUCAAGUCGCAGAUCUUUACCUGCACCAGACACGACGGGAAGAAGAACGCCUUCUGGGUCGAAAGAUACGCCAUGGCAUCAAGUCAACGAAAGCGUAGACCGAAAUAUGACUUUGAGUCCUGCUCGUCGGAUGCCUCGGUCUUCUCCGAGUAUGGAUCCGAUCAAGCAGCAUAUGGCAGAACAGCGCUCGCCUAGUGUUCGCAGCGAGCGCUCCAUGAGCAAUAUUGCCAAAACCAGGACGACGGAUCAAGAACGUCCUUUGAGCUCCUUGAGCUCCCGUUCCACGCAGUCUUUGCGUCGUAUAGACCGGAGCGCGUCAGGUGACCUGAGAAAUGCGGCUAGGCUUGGCGAGGUCAAUGCGCCGGACGCUAGAAGCAUGACACCCAACAACCUCUCAGACGUCGCACUUGCGGCUGGAGCGACCGCUGCCAUCGCAGCAGAGUCAAAGUACGAUCCAGUUCGAGGAGAAGGCAAGGGUCGCCGUUCCAGUAUGCCGCCAGAAACCUAUGUAAGUCAUGAUAAUGCUGUUGCGACGGCCGGUGCGAAGGUUGCUAACGGCGUGCAGGAAGCAUGGGGUGAGGCCCAAGGGUCUUCAAUGUCGCCCACGCGCCCACCAAGCGUGCGCAAACGUCAAAGCAUGCAGAUCAUGGAUCUACAGUCACAACUCGACCAACUUGCAGCACAGAAUCAUUCACUCGAAGAAGCUACCAAGAAAGCUGAGGAGGCGCUGCAGGCUACGCAACACCAGCGCCAAAUCGACGAGCAAUUGAUUGCCGAAGAGGUGGAAGCACGUGACCGCGAAAUCCACAAGAGGGAUAUUGAGAUUGCGCAAUUGAAAGACACGAUUCAGCGGCUGCAUGAGGAGAUUCGACGCCUGACAGAACUCAACAAUACCCUCAAUGAGGCCAAUCGCAAUUUGACCAACGACACCAACGAAAGAUAUGCUCAACUACAGUCCGAAGGGCAACUCAUUCAACAGCAAUGGGAGGCAUCGCAAAGGGAGUUGGAAGCUCUUCGAAAACAACAAGAAAUCAUGACAAGAGGCAUGGCCGAUGCGGUUCGUGACGAAGUUGGCAUUGCGCUUGAUGAGCGCAACGCCGAGAUUGAUCGUUUGACCGCAGAGCUCACCAGCGCCAAAGAACAGGUCAAGGCGUUACAGAAGCAGAUUCUUGCAACCAAGAAGCCAGGCGAAAGCUUCCUCACUGUCCGCGAUGAGGACUACUUUGACAGCGCAUGUCAACAACUCUGUCAACAUGUCCAACAGUGGGUAUUGCGAUUCUCCAAAUUCUCGGACACCCGACCUUGCCGUCUCUCGUCGGAAAUCUCGGCAGACACAAGACUGGACUCAGCUACCCGACAGAAGAUCGACACUCGACUUGACAAUGCCAUUCUUGAUGGCUCGGAUGUCGAUGCCUUGUUGGCAGAUCGUGUAAAGCGUCGAGAUGUGUUCAUGUCUGUAGUCAUGACUAUGAUCUGGGAAUAUGUCUUUACAAGAUAUCUAUUUGGUAUGGACCGAGAACAGCGACAGAAGCUCAAGUCGCUAGAGAAGACCCUGUCGGAAGUUGGUCCACCACGUGCUGUAGCUCAAUGGCGAGCUAUUACACUCACAUUGCUCUCAAAGAGAGAGCCUUUUAUUCAACAGCGCGCUCAAGAUACUGAAGCUGUUGUGCAAGAAAUUUACAGCACACUUUCGACUCUCCUGCCGCCACCAUCAAACCUUGAGCGGCAGAUCCAGGAGUCUCUGCGCAAUGUCAUGCGUCUCGCUGUCGAACUAUCCAUCGAGAUGCGCACCCAACGCGCAGAAUACAUCAUGCUGCCGCCACUCCAGCCGGAGUACGACACCAACGGCGACCUCGUCGCCAAAGUAACGUUCAACGCGUCCCUCAUGAACGAGCGUUCCGGAGAUACGACCUCCAACGAAGAGCUUGAGAGCCGUGGGUCGAUAGUCAAGAUUGUCCUGUUCCCACUGGUCGUCAAGAAGGGUGAUGACUUUGGUGAGGGACAGGACGAGAUUGUGGUCUGUCCUGCGCAAGUGCUCGUUGCCAAACCCAGUAAGAAAGUGGUACGCGUCUCGAGUCAGGCCAUGUCGAUCAAUCGGCCAGAUUCAAGAUCGAGUCGCAUCAGCCGGAUGACGAGUAUUGUGCCUGACGGUUCGGUCAUGGAUCUCAGCAAGUAA
This is a messenger RNA of Plenodomus lingam JN3, 29232 nucleotides long. The record is from RefSeq and is a predicted model, not a curated record. Lineage: Eukaryota; Fungi; Ascomycota; Dothideomycetes; Pleosporales; Leptosphaeriaceae.